AUGGCGGUUCCUCUCUUCAACCUUGCUCCCGGCCUGAACGUCUCCAGGCUCUCCCUCGGUACGAUACCCACGCGUACUAAUCUGGUCGCCCGCCUGCAUCUCUGUUCCAUUGAUUGAUCUUCCAUUGAUCGGGGUGCGAAGAGAAGUCGUCGCUAAGACGUCGUGCACGCGUUCUGUGUUCUCUACUAGAAUGGCUCUGUUCCUUCUGCUAACGCUGCCCUUCGCCGCCGCCUAUUGUAGGGACCAUGACGUUUGGCGAACAGAACUCGCUGCAGCAGUCGUUCCGACUGCUCGAUGAGGCAUACGGUGCCGGAGUCAACUUCAUCGACACGGCGGAAAUGUACUCAUUCCGCAUUGUUUCGUACCUAAGAUUGCGCUUUCUUCCUUUUUCAUCCGGAGCGCUGGUGUUCGGAUUGGUGAACCGUUCCGUUCUUGGUUGUUUCUUCAGGUACCCAGUUCCCCAGCGCAGAGCCACUCAAGGGAGGAGCGAGAAGUACAUCGGGCGCUGGCUGAAAGAGAGAAAGGUGCCAAGAGACCGUGUCGUACUGGCGACCAAGGUCGGUUGUUGCCUGUCUCUAGGGUGUUCAAGCGUGGUUCAUCUAAGAAAAGCCGUUGUUAAUCAUCAUACGGGAUUAUCAACUUGAACUUUGGUUUCUCCUGCAUGAUAAUUUGCAAACGUUGCAGCCAAUUUUUCUUUCACUCUCUGACGUCUAUGAUUUUUCCCUUUUCAUGUGGGCUAGCCAUUGAGCGGGGGUUAGUUGGGAUCAAGCGUAGGUUGAAAUCCGGGUGCUUUACGCAACCUUAAAGUGCUGGAUUCACAUUGAAAUCCUGGAUACGACUGUUCGUCUAUGACCAUCUGCUUUGUUCUUCUCCUGUCACAGCGAAAACUCUCACUUGUAGUAAACCCAAUUCACUGAUGCCAUGGAAGAUAGAUAUAAUGCUGUUUCUAGGUAAGAGGUGAUCUCCAGUCAUUGGAUAGCUUGAUCAGCUGAAGGCUCCAAUAUCUCAAACAUAUUAGGAUUGGCUGAGGUGUGCAUCACAUAUUUUGAAAGCGGGUACAUUACUUUUAUAAAAUUUCUAUAAUUAAACUCGUAAAAAAUUUGGAAUUGACUGGGUCCCAGUCAUGUUUUAUCUUUCUCUGCCUAGAUACAAUACAGAGUCUGUCGAUGAUGAAAGGGAUGGCAUCAUUUUGGUGCUUUUUUUAGGGCACAGAUUAACUGCAGAAAGUAUUUUGAAUCUUCAAGGGUGAUACAUGUAUACUGGGGACUUCUAGUUCAGAAAUCCGUGCCUUUUGGUUCUCUUGGAAGCCCCUUUCUUUUUCUAUUUUUUGGUGUUCGAUCUUUACCUUCUUGUUUAUAUUCUUUUUAAAAAGAUGACAGCUGAGUGUUGCGUCAUGUGCAUGUUGAUCUGUUGGUAGGGGGGGAAAACGACAAUUUACUCCAGUGGAGAAGAAAAACGUGUGAAGAACUGAGCUUUGCUGUGUCACAAACUGGUAAAUUUCAUGGGCAAUAGGUUUUUGCUCGGCUUUCAUUAAUUUUAAAAGGGGUUCGAGAUAUUUACCAUAGACAUUUGAGCGCAACUAGUGAAAAACUGAGCUUUCGUGUGAUACAUUGAGCUGGAUUUCGUGGACUCAGAACCUGAAAGACAGAUGAAUGAGUGAGAAUAGUCUGUCCAAUCCUGUUCAGGGCGAGCCAGAACUAGUAGUAACAUGGGCCAUCCCAUUCAAGUCCAGUUAUCUCUUUCUGAAUUUCCAUAAUUAUUUCAACAGAUCCGUCUAAUAUCACUGGAUGAUCCCAUGGUGGCAGGGGAAAAAAAAAAAAUUACGAUUUUUUUUUUGGACUAAAGUUUCAUGAUAUGUAACCCCUCCACGCCAAACGAAAUAAGAACACAGGCGUUUUGUAUUUACUGUCCUGUUGGAAAUAUUGUAUUGCAGAGGCAAUUCCGUGGGGUCAUGUAUCUGGUGCAUUAAAUCUAUUUUCCUGACUUUAUACAAUGCUUCAUCCAUACAGAUUACAGGACCAUCAGGCGAAAUGACUUGGAUACGUGGUGGACCAGUAUGUUUGGAUGCGAAGAACAUAUUGGAGGCUAUUGAUAGCAGGUCUUGGUUUUUCUACUGAGUAUUUUUAUGUUCUUCUCAAAAUGAAAAUCUGUGCUUGUUCAUCUCUCUCGAUCAAAAUUGGUGCAUCCAUAAUUUUAUGCGUUAAUUAACUGAGUCAUCAAAGUUCUGACUUGUGAAACCGGUAUCUUCCAAGGUUUUCCUUUCCAAUUUAUUGAUUCCCAAAUCUUCUGUGGUCCCUUUUUUUUUAUCACACAAUGUCUGUAUUGAUGUGACACGCAAGUCACGACCGUUUCAUGAUGAUUGAUGUUUUUUUGGGCUUUGUUAAAACUCUGGAGAUACACAAGACUACAGACUGUUUGUAGAUAGUUGAGGUGAACGUGCAUUCAUGAAUCCUAAAGGUGACUAAUGCUAUUGUCUGAAUAAAGACAGGAAUAUUCCCCUUAAGAGCUCUAGAAUCCUCUUCUUUGUUUUGCACGGAGCUCAGUUUUUGAUAGCUUCAAACGGUCAAUAGAUUAUGUCCCUUGCUCAAUGCUUGGAGAGUGGUGCUGAGGGUCCUCUUUGUUUUAUUGAUCUUUGGAUGAUAUUUUUCUUUUAUUCGUUUGAAAAUACCUCUCUUCUUUUCUGGGGUUAUCUAAUUUUUUUACUUAAGGGAAAAAAUGACGGUUCAUUCUCAGAACAUUAUGCAGAUCAUUUAUGGGGAAGUCUUGGUUUUACAUCCUUAAAUAUCUGUUGGAGCAUCAGUGCUAUGCUUGUCCAUGGGCUACUACUGACUUUCCAGGGAUAUCUUCAACGUAUCCCUUCGAUCCUUUGACUUUUUUUUUCCCCUUAAAGUCAAUUUUUCUUUUUAACUUUAUCCAAAGGAGUGUUCAUGCAUUGUUCAUUAUUUGGCCCCUAAAUCUAGUUUUAUGAGCAUAGGGAUUAGGUUGGAAUAUCAAACAUUGCGUAAGAUAUGGAUUGGCAAUGUCUGUGAAAAACCUGUUAGCUAAAUGCCAAUUUAGAAUGCGUGAAAAGAUCAGCGUUUACUGGAUCAGACUCGGGUUUUUACUAAACUGACUCAAUGAAUUUACACGGAUCUUUAACAACCAACAAAAAAUCACUCGUUUUAUAUAUGAAAUAUGUAUUGUCGUGAUGGCGUGUGAGACGGUGGUAUUCUCUUAAUUGUUUCAGGGUAUUUGUCUAAUGAUCUGAACGCAUUUGGAGUUGAUGGUGCAUAUUUGCCGGUACCAUUUUUCAUGACUUACUAUCACCACAAUGCCUCCUGCACGCCAUAAAAUACUGGGUAUAAAAAAUCGUGUGCACAAGAACUACAAUGUAUCAUCCAAUAUAUGAUCAUGGGCCACAGUAGUAUGUUUGAUGGCAACAGAAAAUGGAGAGAACUACAAACAAGGAUCGCAAGAACUAAAAUUUUAUUUUUUUUCAUUUACCAUUUAUUAAAAUAUUAGAAAUAAUUGAAUAAAAAAAUUAGCUGCAUAAACGUUUUAUAUUUAGUUUUUUAGGUGAGUCCAGGUUGAAUCCACAAGGAUGAUUUGAUUUAUCUUUCAUGCAAAUCUCAUGUUCUCCGAAGAUAAAUAAUUUUUAGAAUAAUGUUGCGCAGGGAUUCAAAUGAGCAUGAAAAAAUAUGCACGAUCAUUGUUUUACCAAAUAUCAACCCUCAUACGUUUUACUUGUCGUAAAUAAAUUUACAAGUUAUAUCUCAAUUUAAAACAUAUCUCACCCUCAGAUUUUCUCUCGUUUGAACGGGUGCAGUCUAUCACGCAUGCAAACUGAUUAUAUUGAUCUUCAACAGAUCCAUUGGCCUGAUCGGUAAGUCUUACAUCUUUUUCAUUGAAUCUCGUAAAUAAUUCCAUGGAUGAAGCAUCUGUCGCUCUGUGUUUACAUUGCUGUUCUGGAGAUUAUAUUUCCCUCAUAGAAAUUUGUUGUUCUAAUUAUAGUUACGUUCCUAUGUUUGGGGAAAUCGAAUACGAUCCAGACCGACAGUUGACAUCAGUGCCCAUUGAGGAACAACUUGAUGCCCUCGGAAGAGCUGUUGAUGCUGGGAAGGUAGACUAAAGGGCUGUUAGAUAGACAUAUUCAGGACCUUCUAUGAAGCCCUUUUGCUUCAUGCGUGUCACACAUUUGCUCUUUUACUGCAUUCGCAGGUUAGGUACAUUGGCCUGAGUAAUGAAACACCAUAUGGCUUGAUGAAAUUCAUUGAGAUCGCCAAAUAUGGCCAAUUUCCCAGGAUUGUCUCUGUGCAGGUAAAGCAUGGAGAAGGUGUGCCCACAUCGACUGCCCUCAGUUUUCUGAGUGUUCCUAACUCACCCUUGUUCUUAAUGAUAAUACUCAGAACUCCUACAACCUUCUUUGCCGAACUUUUGAUUCUGGGCUAGCUGAAUGCUGCCAUCACGAGGGGUAAGUAAGCUGCUCUAAAGCUGAAUGCUUAUUGUUCUCAAGCUGCUUUUCUUUUUUUAAUCUGCUAAGCCAAACACCUUACCGAUCUGGGCACUUAAUAAUCAGUUUGACGUAUAUACUUUUGCCUACCCUUAAUGUGGAGAUUAAUUGCGUUUCAACCUUUCAGUUCCCUGUGCUCCGUGCUGAGAUUCUUAUGGUGCAAUCCAUCUGAUGUGCGAUUAAUCAUCUAGCCUUGCAUCGUUUUAGGAUUAGGUUGCUGGCUUAUAGCCCGACAGCAAUGGGCAUACUAUCUGGAAAAUACUUCUCCCCUGACGGCGGCCCAAAAGGUGCAAGGAUGAAUCGGUAUCGAGGUUGAAGAGACUGAACUACCUUAGUCUCAUGAAUUUUAUGCAUUUUUUCUCUUCCUAGUGUUUAUUUUCUCCAUGCAUUCCUUCUUUAUAGGUAGAUAUUCUGAAGGCGAAUCGAGAUAUAACCUGUCGAAAGUCACUGUGAAGUCUGCUGCUCAGGUACCGGUUGUUGUUCAUCUCUUGCACUAUGUUCAUAGUUCUAAAUUCUUGCAUAUCAUAAAGAAGGGUGUGGUAUGACUUGGGUUCUGACUUUUGUGAGUUUUACGAAGAAUAUUCAUAUGGCUCUACUCUAGGAGCUUCUUCUCAGUAAGACCCAUAAUCGAAACUCUUUGCAGGAGUCCAGAUUAAGAUAUUUUUCUUUAUCAGUUAUCUUCGGGAACUUGAUGCUUUUACCGAAAAUAGAGAGUUAGUAUUAUGCUCAUAUAAUAUGGGGAAUUUUCAUAGAUAAACUAAGGCUGGAUUUUCAUGUUCUUGAGGGGUUCCUUGGUAGCUUGACGCUUAUAAAUAAAAUGGAUUCGCCAAGGUUGGGUGAUAUUUGAUUCACUUUACUGCAGGAAUAUGUGGACAUUGCGUUGAAGUAUAAUCUCCGUCCUGCAUCACUAGCUAUUGGUACGCUUUUAUACUUUUUUCAAUGCCUUUGUGUUAUUUUUCUUGUCUAUAUAUAUAUAUAUACAUUUUCAUAAUAAGAAUAAUCAACAUUCUUGGUGAGACCAUGUUUCUCCCCGACCAUCUCUUUUUUUCUGUGUCUCAAUGCCGCAUGUGAUAUAAACUAGGAAAAUGUACUGAAAUUAGUGGAUCAUAAUAGGCCGAUGAGCAGGUUCUUGGCCGUCAGCAAUCAACCUGUAGGCAAGGAAACUUGCUCUUUCGCUGAAAAACACCAAGCACCCCGAAGAAAGUGGCUCUGAACUGAUAUGACCAUCAUCUCUGCUCACUUUUCUAUUUUUGGUCAACGACCGUUGUCAUGAGCCGUGGCCAGUGGCCUCUCAUGAACAGCCUAAAGAGUACCUCUGUCUUCUUCGCUGCCUGUUCUUAUGGUGGAUUAUCUGAAAAUCCGCAUUCGUUGACCGUCGUGUUCCCUUGCUUGUCCUGUUCUCGCCAGCCUUCGUCUUGGCGCGCCCUCUCGUUGCAAGCGCCGUCUUCGGAGUGACUGAAGAGUCUCAGCUGCGGGAAGCCCUCGAAGCGUGUGAUCUCCACGUCACCCCCGAAAUCGCCGCGGAGAUCGACGUGGUCCACGCGAAGAAUCCCAGUCCUUGCCCGUGA
Spirodela intermedia is the source of this 6057-nucleotide messenger RNA. NCBI's taxonomy places the organism in Eukaryota, Viridiplantae, Streptophyta, Magnoliopsida, Alismatales, Araceae. The record is from the annotation of a GenBank genome assembly.